GUAAAUAUUAAUAAAUAAAAUGUCGGAUCAACUAAAACAAAGACUAUGUCUUGUAUGCGGAGAUGUUUCGUGUGGAUAUCACUUCGAAGUACUGACGUGUGAAUCGUGUAAAUCGUUUUUCCGCAGAAAUGCGCUGAAAAAUGCGUGCACUAUAACUGUGAAGAAUCGGAAAAAGUGCAAAAAGUGUCGUUUGGAUAAAUGUUUGGCUGUGGGAAUGAAAAGUAGUUUAAUAUACAAUGAGAAACGCAAAGAAAUCCGAAGACAUAUUGUCGAAGAGAACCGACAAAAGCGUCAAAUGAUAGCCGAGAAGACAAGAGAGGUGGCCGUCGACUCAAACACCAGUUCCCCGUCUGAUCCCAGGAAUAAUGAGACAAUCAUUUCGUUUGACUCUUUAGAUGUGAAUAGUUUUGCCGAAGAGUUGGUCGCCAAUGAGUACACAAAGUCUGACGACUUAUGUGUGUGUCAUAAAAGUAAGACAAUUACCAAUCGGGAGGACGAGUGGCAGCAAACGACCGGUGCUCUCGUGAAGCCGAUCACCGAUACUAGCAAUCAAUUCAAUGAAUUAGAAAGCAAUCGAUUGAUUGAAUUGUUGAAUGCAUUGCAGAAAAUGCAAAUCUAUUCAUUUAAUAUGAUUAAAACAAAGGACCCUACUCAUUUAAGGGACUCGCAUGAGGCCUGGGUCAUAAUUAUGUCUCAGAAUGAGCGAGCUAUACAAGAGGUUGUGAAUAUGUCGAAAUGUCUGCAAGGAUUUAAUAAUCUGUGCGAAAACGAUAGGAUUAUAUUACUUAAGUACUCGUCUAUCGAAAUCGAUAUCUUAAGAAUGAUUAUGUGUUUUGAUUUUGAGCAACAAGCGUUUAGUAUAUUUAUUGUGAGUAUAGAUGAUAAAUCGUAUGUCUGUCCACUGGAUUUGUUCAAACAAAUGCCAAAAUUACCUGAAGAAAUCUACGAACACAAUAAAUCGUUUCUACAAAAUAUGGGUCUGGACUGGGAUUCAGACAAACUUAUAAUUGAUCUGUUGUCAGCUAUUAUUCUGUUUAAUCCCAAUCGACCAAAAUUAAUCAAUGCUAAUAUGAUUAAAUACCAACAAAAUAUAUACAUAUAUCUCCUGCAACGGUGCGGACGAUUUGGAUUAAAAAGGACUAAGAGCCAUGGGAGCAAUUGGUGCUGCCUUAAAUACAUCCAAUUUCAAAUGAUGGGUCUCGUGAUAGGUAUGACCGACAGAUCCAAAUCAUAUGCAUUUGUAGUCAUUGAACAGACACUGAGACUAUUAUCUGUAGAUACCUCUGAAGAGGGCAUUCCUACGGAAGAAUGA
Oppiella nova is the source of this 1312-nucleotide messenger RNA. NCBI's taxonomy places the organism in Eukaryota, Metazoa, Arthropoda, Arachnida, Sarcoptiformes, Oppiidae. The record is from the annotation of a GenBank genome assembly.